AUGAGCGACACGGCCACCGUCACCGCCGCCACGGCGCUCUUGGACCGCCGCGGCAAGUACAACCGCAGCGUGUCGCACGUGAACGACGAGUUCCACACGUUCCGCUCCUACCUGCGCUGGAUGUGCGUCGACCAGUCCAACGCCUUCACGGCGACGCUCUCCUGGUCCGUCUUCCUCCUCCUCGCCGUCGCCGUCCCCGCCACCUCGCACUUCCUGCUGGCGUGUCCGGACUGCGACGGACGCCACUCGCGGCCCUACGACGGCGUCGUGCAGGUCUCUCUGACGACCGUCGCCGCCCUCUCCUUCCUCUGCCUCGCAGGCUUCGUCCGGAAAUACGGUCUCCGAAGGUUCCUCUUCUUCGACAAGCUCUGCGAUGAGAGCGAAACUGUGAGAACGAACUACAUGGCGCAGCUCAAUAGAUCACUGAAGAUCCUUUCGGUGUUUGUGGGUCCGUGUUUUGUGGUGGAGUGUGCGUACAAGAUAUGGUGGUACGCGUCUGGAGCCUCACAGAUCCCAUUUCUGGGGAAUGUGUACGUGAGCGAUGCAGUGGCGUGCAUAUUGGAACUAUGUUCGUGGCUGUACCGUAUCACAGUUAUUUUUCUGGUAUGCGUCCUAUUCCGUUUGAUCUGCCACCUCCAGAUCCUACGGCUGCACGACUUCGCGAGGUUCUUCCACGUGGACUCGGAUGUGGCGUCGGUGAUGUCAGAGCACCUUAGGAUCAGAAGGCACCUGCGAAUCAUAAGUCACAGGUUCCGCGCUUUCAUCCUACUGGCCCUGGUAUUGGUCACUGGAAGCCAGUUCGCGAGCCUCCUGGUCACAACCAAACAUACACGUGAUAUGAACUUAUACAUGGCCGGUGAACUUGCGUUAUGCUCAUUGACGCUCCUCUCUGCGCUGUGCAUAUUGUUGCGUAGUGCCACAAAGAUAACACACAAAGCACAAGCGAUCACAGGCCUUGCUGCCAAGUGGCAUGUGUGUGCGACGUUGGAUUCUUUUGAUGGAGUGCUGACAGAUGGUGAGACCCCAAUGGCUCCUCAGAGUUCCCAUGAAUCAGUGUUUCCUAAUGUGGGAACAGAUGGAGAAUCAGAGACAGGGGAUGAAGAAGAUGAAAUUGAUACUACAAAGUUCAUCCCAUCUUAUGCUUACAGCACCGUCUCAUAUCAGAAGAGACAAGCUCUUGUAAAUUACUUUGAGAAUAACAGGGCAGGGAUUACAGUAUAUGGAUUCAUGUUGGAUAGGAGUACCCUCCACACAAUAUUCGGCAUUGAACUCUCCUUAGUUCUCUGGUUGCUUGGGAAAACCAUAGGCAUCUCUUGA
This is a messenger RNA of Sphenostylis stenocarpa, 1317 nucleotides long. The record is from the annotation of a GenBank genome assembly. NCBI's taxonomy places the organism in Eukaryota, Viridiplantae, Streptophyta, Magnoliopsida, Fabales, Fabaceae.